GUAAUAAUCAUCAUCGUCUUCACACUUUCUCUUUCAAUUUUCUUUCAGUUUCUCAUUGUUUACCGGAAUCUUUCUUCAUGUUUUUUUUAUCAAAGUGCAAACAGAAUUCUGAGAUAAAGUGACUUUCCCUCCCUAAAUCACAUCGCAAGAGAGAAUUGAAGAGAAACUCAACAGCCUUUGUCUAAAUUUAUAAAGACUGUUUUCCUUUAUUUAGGGUAGUAAUAGUUGUAGUAUUAGUAUAUCCAUCGAAAAUUCUUCUUUUCGACUGAUAGAAACACUUUCUUGGACAAUCUUGAAAAGGGCUUGGGAUUUUGCUGAGAAAACAGAGAAACGAUGUGGUCAAGCGACAAAAACUUAUCAGGGAGGGGUUUCUUGACCCCACAGCCCCCUGCAUGGAAGAAAACGCAGUUCACCACCGUCUUGCCAUUGUCAGAGAGGAAAAGGAUUUCGCCGGAAAAUAAUGGAGACUUUCAUGUCAUUCAUAAAGUGCCAGCUUCCGAUUCUCCUUAUGGCAGGGCAAAGCACGUUCAGUUGAUAGACAAGGACCCAAAUAAGGCCGUUUCCAUGUUCUGGGCAGCCAUUAAUGCUGGAGAUAGUGUUGAUAGUGCAUUGAAAGACAUGGCUGUCGUAAUGAAACAACUGAAUAGAACUGAUGAGGCUAUUGAUGCAUUGAAAUAUUUCCGCCUUAUUUGUCCUCGUUAUUCUCAGGAGUCUCUUGAUAAUGUCCUUAUUGAACUCUACAAGAGGUCUGGAAGAGUUGAUGAAGAGAUUGAAAUCCUUCAGAACAAACUGAGGAACAGCGAGGAAGGAACCGUUUUCGGUGGGAAGAAGACAAAGAUUGCAAGAUCUCAAGGGAAGAAGAUUCAAAUUACUAUUGAACAAGAGAAAUCAAGGAUACUAGGGAAUCUGGCCUGGGCAUAUCUCCAGCAACAUAAUUAUGGAAUUGCUGAACAACAUUACAGAAAAGCUCUGUCUCUGGAGUCAGAUAAGAAUAAGCAAUGCAACCUGGCAAUAUGCUUGAUGCACAUGAAUAGGAUCAGUGAAGCAAAGUCACUGCUUCAAGAUGUUAAAGCUUCAGCUGGAACCGAAGAGAUGGAUGAAUCCUACUUGAAAUCGUAUGAACGUGCAAUGGAAAUGCUGGCGCAAGUAGAGUCGCAGUCAGUUAGAGCCGUCCGUGGCACAGGAACAGGAUAAAGGGAA
Hibiscus syriacus is the source of this 1200-nucleotide messenger RNA. RefSeq names its product protein POLLENLESS 3-like. The record is from RefSeq and is a predicted model, not a curated record. Gene Ontology annotation, molecular function: protein binding. Bases 334 to 1194 code for a protein of 286 amino acids. Lineage: Eukaryota; Viridiplantae; Streptophyta; Magnoliopsida; Malvales; Malvaceae. The transcript is spliced from 6 exons.